Thrips palmi is the source of this 1912-nucleotide messenger RNA. It is a transcript of the gene Snx3, whose product is annotated as sorting nexin-12. The transcript has 4 exons. Gene Ontology annotation, cellular component: retromer complex; early endosome membrane. NCBI's taxonomy places the organism in Eukaryota, Metazoa, Arthropoda, Insecta, Thysanoptera, Thripidae. Bases 140 to 631 code for a protein of 163 amino acids. The record is from RefSeq and is a predicted model, not a curated record. Gene Ontology annotation, molecular function: phosphatidylinositol-3-phosphate binding. Gene Ontology annotation, biological process: endocytic recycling; late endosome to Golgi transport.
GUCGGCGUUUCCCCCACCCCUCCGCUCCAACCAGUACAGUCACAGUCAAGGCCCGUCGUCAGUCGCGCUGCUCUUCGCUCGUGAACAUUUCGUGAACGGACGACAUUGACAGAAGUUGAUUCACGUCAAACCCGCAAUCAUGGCAGACUCCACGGCAGACGCUACUCGUCGACUGAACGUCAAAAAGCAGACUUUGGACGACGCUUACGCCGCUCCAGCCAACUUUUUGGAAAUUGACGUGAUAAAUCCAAUAACUCACGGAGUGGGCAAGAAGCGUUACUCCGACUACGAAGUUAGAAUGCGGACCAACUUACCUGUAUUCAAAGUUAAGGAGUCAAGUGUGCGCAGAAGAUACAGUGAUUUCGAAUGGCUUAGAACAGAACUAGAAAGAGACAGCAAGAUUGUGGUACCUGCAUUACCUGGGAAAGCCUGGAAGAGGCAAAUGCCGUUCCGUGGUGAUGAUGGUCUCUUUGAAGAGGAUUUCAUUGAAGAUCGUAGAAAAGGACUCGAAAUGUUUGUUAAUAAGAUUGCUGGUCAUCCCCUUGCACAAAAUGAGCGAUGCCUACAUAUGUUCCUUCAAGAGCCUGUUAUUGACAAGAAUUAUGUCCCUGGGAAGAUUCGGAACACAUAAGUCUGCCUGUUUAUAAGUGCUUUUGCAUGUACAUUUGUACAGCCACUUUUCAUUAUAGAGAUGACCCGUACUGAUGGCAUAGGUAGUGUUGGUUAAAGCAUGUUGCAUUUGUUACCUUGAUAUGAAUUUCUUUUAUCUUCCUUAGAUAUUAGACUAAAACAUGCCUUUUGUUUGCCUUACUAGACGUUCUGUGUGGCAAUGUCUAUCAAAGUUUAUAAGUUGUUAAGUCUUAAAUGUUGCCGGCUGACAUUUGUUACUUGUUUUCUUUGCUAACCAUCUAAUUGGUGGGUUAUGAAACAGAAAGAAUCUCCUAAAUUUAAGCUGAAUUUGGAGAGGAUGAUUCUUAUUUUAAGUCAUAACAUUAAAUCCUCAGAAAUGUUUUCUUGAAAGGAUUUGCUCCGAGCAUUGUGGCACCAUCUUUAUGGCUUAGAUAUUUCGCAGUCUGGUCAGCAUUGGUAUACACCAGGAAGAAUAACCACUAAGCGAAGACUUUAUGCCAAUCAAUGUGAAUGAAAAGAUAGUUCUAUACGUAAUUCAAUAUCACAAUGUUGUAAACAUUGUCUACUGUAGCUCAUUUUACAUUCAUUUGUUUUGAUCUUUGAAUUCAUCCCCUUUUACUGUGAUGUUCUAAGUAAUAUGAAAUUAUCUCCAAAAGUUUUAGUUAAAUGUAUGUCUUUUAUAUUUUAUGCCUUCUUGUGAAGACUUGUUCUGCUGUAAAAAUGUGUCCAAUUGUAGAAUCAGGAUUAUGAAACUAAUUGGUUUGUUGUUUACUACAGGGUUGUAGUUCACUGAAGUUUGCAUAUAUUUUGUCAGAUAAUUAAAACUCUGCAAGACCAGUUCUUCUCUUUGUGUGUCACUUCACAUUUUUGUUGGUCAGUUCUCUAUCCUGUCAGUCCAUAUGUUACUCUUAGUCAAGUGAUAUCACUGCAUUGUUGUUAGAUUUAUUUUAAGUGAUGGUCUCUAGUUUACAAUGAAAUUUUUAUCCUUUGUUUGGUACUGGCUGGUCGUUAUAUUUCAAGUGGACAUUUGGACCCAUGAGUAAAAUGCAUUUAUUAAGUGUAGAAUUUAUUAGCUAUUUGUGUUUAGUGUAAGUCUUGUAUGUGUGGCUCUGUGCCUGAAUAAAUUUAAUCCUGUUUGUAAAUUUGAAUUGAAAGUUGAUUGAGCUAUCAAAUUAGAAUAAUUUUGCUCUGGAUUUCGGUAGUUCCUUUUUUUUUCUGUCAUUCAUGUACGUCCUAUAAAUUUAUGCAUGAAGCCUUACAUAGUAAAAGCAAGUUUCUAGUA